AUGGUUUACUGCGAUCAGCGUCUCACAUACCGUAAGAUUGAGUCACUUCAACUGACGUCCAUCAUCGUCGUGUUGCUGCUUGGUCUCACAGUCCAGUCGGUGGACGGCUGCAACGAGAUGGUUUGUGCCAGCAUCGUCUCAAAGUGCAUGCUAACGCAAAGCUGCAAAUGCGACAUGAAAAGCUGCACAUGCUGCAAGGAAUGCGCCGAGUGUCUGAGCUACCUGUAUACCGAGUGCUGCAGCUGCCUGGAGAUGUGCCCUAAGCCGAGCGAGACUUCGAACGAGCUUUCAAAGCAAUCACACAUCGAGGACCUGGAGGGUUUCCCGAAUUUGUACGACGUGAUUACGUCCGAACAGGAUGCACAGGGCCGCUGGAAGGUGAUCUCCUUCCCGAUCGAUAUCGAUGCUGCGUUAUACGGUCCGAAAGCCGAUACCAAGUUCCUUGUCCACUCCAUCGACAUGGAUCUGAAGGCGAAGAGGUAUACCGACCCGAACAAGAUCACGGUGAACUGCACAGUCGCCUACCAGGCACAGUGCAUGUCUUGGAAUAAGUGCAAGGAAAGCUGCCGAACGAUGGGGGCUAGUAGCUAUAGAUGGUUUCAUGAUGGUUGCUGUGAGUGUGUUGGUCAGUACUGCAUCAACUAUGGCAUUAAUGAAUCGCGCUGCCGUGAAUGUCCGGAAAGCAAGGAACAUGGCGCAGAGGAUUUCUUCAACGAGGACGAGCUCGACUACGGGGACAGCGUUGGUCCGAUGGACAACUCGCCCAUUUAG
This is a messenger RNA of Anopheles darlingi, 771 nucleotides long. RefSeq names its product protein twisted gastrulation-like. NCBI's taxonomy places the organism in Eukaryota, Metazoa, Arthropoda, Insecta, Diptera, Culicidae. The record is from RefSeq and is a predicted model, not a curated record. Gene Ontology annotation, biological process: regulation of BMP signaling pathway. The transcript has a single exon. Bases 1 to 771 code for a protein of 256 amino acids.